UCCAAUCCCCACUCUUCCCCUUCCUUCCCCUUCCUUCCCGCACAACCAACCUGCUUUUAAUCCGCUUCUAUCGCAAGAUAGGUACGAAUCACUGAGGUCCAAUCCCAAGACCACAGCUGCAGCUCGAUUUCCCUCACGCUGCCACCCCUCUCUCUCCAAACUCGAUCUCUCUCUGCUCCCAAUCGGCAAGCACACCCAACGCGCACGGACAGCUCCGGCGCGUGCGGAUUGGGAUCCCGCGGAGAUGUGGCCGCCAUCGAUGGAGCUUCAUGGCCGGUGGUAGUGGAGCUAGCGGGAGGAAGCUCAAAUUGACGACAAGGCCCCUCCAGCUGCGGCCACGCCAUUCUGGUUGGCCUCCUCCGAUGGUGGGAGCGCGGCGGCGGUCGGCGCUGGGCCCAAGAGAAGGAGAGGAGAGAGUUGUGGGAGGGCAAAAAGUCCGUCUCCCACUCUCCCGUCUCCCGGCCAGUGCGCCGCACGCCAGCACCCCGGCCCCAAAUCCCCAUCGCCCCCUCGCCUGCGCCGCCGCCGGCCGCCCGCGGCGCCGCCGGCCAUCCACUUCCCGCCCUCGGCCAUCCGCCUCGGUGACCAUGUCCGCUCUCAGCAGCUGCAGCAGCGCCGCCGGAACCGCCACCACGCUUGUGGCGUAUGGCAGGUCGCCGCAGGACCAGGAGCUCCUGGCCUUCGCGGCCGGUUCCGUCGCCCUGGGGGAGGGCGAGUCGGCCGGGGAGUUCGCCGUCGCGCUGUCCUAUGAGGGCGCGGGGUUCGACGCGGGCGCGUACAUGGGGGCGCUCCGGGCGCGGCUGUUCGGGAGGUGGAUGCUCUGGUCACCGAGGAUUGGCUCCACGCAGGACCUCAUCGCACAGAACUUCGCAAAGCUGCCGGUGGGCGUUGUCUGCGUUGCUGACGUGCAGUUCAAAGGGAGAGGACGUUCGAAAAAUGUGUGGGAAUCACCACCAGGUUGUCUCAUGUUCUCGUUCACAUCACGGAUGCAGGAUGCACGGAAGUUGCCCCUUAUGCAAUAUGUUGUCUGUCUUUCUAUGACCGAAGCCAUCAAGGAACUAUGCCGUGCUAAGGGACUGCCAGAACUUGAUGUAAGGAUAAAGUGGCCUAAUGAUCUCUAUCUGAAAGGAUUAAAAGUUGGCGGCAUUCUAUGUACCUCGUCUUAUGAACCAAAAGUCUACAAUAUCUGUACUGGUAUUGGUUUAAAUGUUGACAAUGAGAAGCCUACCACAUGCUUGAAUGCUGCACUUCAAGAAGCAAAUGUUAUAUCACCCAGAUUGAAACGAGAAGACAUACUGGCAUACUUCUUCAAUAAAUUCGAAAAUCUUUUUGAGAUCUUCUCGAAUCAAGGAUUUCAGGCUCUUGAGGAGCAAUACUAUAACUCAUGGCUCCAUAGUGGCCAGAGAGUUGUCGUCCAAGAUGCACAUGAAGGCCAGUCUGUAGACAGUGUCGUCACUAUCCAGGGUUUAACACCAACUGGGUACUUGUAUGCUAUUGGUGAGGAUGGCAAAAGCUAUGAGUUGCACCCAGAUGGCAACAGUUUUGAUUUCUUUACUGGAUUGGUGAGGAGAAAGAUCGAAGCUUAGGACACCAAUACAAUACAUAGAUAGGUUCAACAAAUUUGUACAAAUGAUAGAUGUUUAAGUAUGGAAUGAGAACAUGUAAGCAUCAGCGCUGCCACCUGCAUCCCUUUGUGUGCUUCAAACUUUUAGUAUAUAAGGUAUAACUAUAUAUUGAUUAUUUUCUAUUUUAAAA
Setaria italica (foxtail millet) is the source of this 1755-nucleotide messenger RNA. RefSeq names its product biotin--protein ligase 2. Gene Ontology annotation, cellular component: cytoplasm. Gene Ontology annotation, molecular function: biotin--[biotin carboxyl-carrier protein] ligase activity. NCBI's taxonomy places the organism in Eukaryota, Viridiplantae, Streptophyta, Magnoliopsida, Poales, Poaceae. The coding region runs from base 270 to 1586 and encodes 438 amino acids. The transcript has 10 exons. The record is from RefSeq and is a predicted model, not a curated record. Gene Ontology annotation, biological process: protein modification process.